Molecule: messenger RNA, 13684 nt
Organism: Paramuricea clavata
Lineage: Eukaryota; Metazoa; Cnidaria; Anthozoa; Malacalcyonacea; Plexauridae
Source: the annotation of a GenBank genome assembly
AUGUUGUCAUCAACUUUUUCUCCUGGUGGGAAUUCCACAGUAUUUGCAUAUGUUGAAAGUGCUGAUAAUUAUCAAUCGGCUACACCAGGAUCUAUCAGCAAGACUUCGAAAGUACGUAAUACCGAAAGGAGCAUUUCUAUGAAUGGAAGUAUAAGCACGGAGCAUUCUCGCACGUUUCAAAAUGUUUCUACAACUCCAGUGGCUGAGCUACGUUCCAGUGGAAUUGUUACAGCUCCCAUUUCAAGCGCAGUUAAUGCAAAUUAUACUUCAGUGAAAUCAUCGCAGACUGCAGUACCUGAACUACUUUCAAGCAAACAUGAACAUCAGAGUAAUGAGACUUCAAUGAAGACUCUGUCAUCAAAUUCAACUGCAAUUUUCUUAUUAUUUAAUGGUACUUUAAUUGCGAAGGAUGCGAGUAGUAAUUUCAGUAUAUCCAAAACAUCGGAAUAUGUAAGACGAACUACAGAAGUUUCACCAUCUGUUCCAUCUGUAGUGUCUCCUCCAGCAAAUAAAACAAGCAUUUAUUAUACAACUGUGUCACCUCGUGGUAACAUUCAGUGGACGAAUAUAUCUGCCAAUUUGUCUGGAUAUGAAGGCAGUAUAGGAUUAAACAGAAGCCGUAAUAGAACUGCAGUAAUGUCAUAUAUUACUGCUAGUCCGCACCCGAGCACAUCUAAGUCAUCGUCAUCGUCAAGGAUAGACAUGGUGAAUAAGUCAGAAAAUAGUCCAGCCAGCUCAACUGUGUUGCUCCUUCUAAAUACAACCCAGGGUGUCAGGAGUAUAAAUUUUACUGUUGUAUCAUUAUCUAAAAACGUAAACAGCAGUUCAGGAACAAUUCCAAAUAGUUCAAGUAUACAAUGGAAAGCAGAAGAAAUAAUAAGCAGUACAAGCACUAGCACAGGACUAAGUAGUACAUUAUUGCCUUCACAAUUGAAUAACAAUAAAACGAGUCGAGUUCGAUCAGGUGUAUCCAAAUUUGGAAACAUAAGCGCUACCGUCAGCGUAAUUCCUGCGUCAUCAACAAGGGAGCUCAAUAGUAGCCAUGAUGAACACUGUGGCAUUAACACAUCACAUUCAAGUUAUAUUAUACCGGCACAAUCGGGUAUUCUUUUGAAUAUAAGUAGCAGAACACGACAAGAACUUAAAACCAAGGUAUACUUGUCAUCUUCAUCUAUGCCUGUGCCAUCUCUUAAUACUGAUGUAUGGAAUGUCAGUUCGGCGAAAGAGCAACAUUUAGCUGCGUCGUCACGUAAUGACAUGUUUGGAAACAGUACAAUUGCGAUCGGUAGUGGUGCUACUUCAGUAUCACGUUAUUUAAAUAAAACCUCCGCUAUUGGUCACACAGCUGAUGUUUAUUCCACUUCGCUAUUACCAACUUUAACAUUGUUUACUGAGCAAAUUAUCAGAAACACAACUUCAACUUCAUUGUCGAAAGGAAAUCACACAGCUACAUUGAUGUUCUCAAAAUCAAUCCGUUCCAUGGCAGCGAAUAUGAGCAGCGUGGACUCUAUUGAGAAGACAACUACCAACUGGAAGGUUAACAGCUCUAGUCAGUUUUUGAACGGAAUAUCCCCGUCACACAAUUCUACCCUCAACAUUAAACCAUUCACAAGUCUUGCGAGUGAAAGACAGAAAACAGAAAAAAAGAGCAAAGAAUUAUUGACAGGGUCACAUAAUAUAUCCAGCAGUAUAGUUGUGUUUAAUCUUCCACCAUCAGUCGUUUGGACAACAGUAUCAUCUCCACUGAAGUAUUCGACCACACAUGCGUCUUGGUCUGUUCCGUUUUUACCUAAAGUACUAUCUACCAGUGUUAGCUCAAGUAUAGCUACAUCCAAGGCAGAUAUUCCGUUUGGACGUAAAUCUUCAGUGCAGAUCAACUCAAGCCAAAGCCCAGCAUCAAGUCGCUUUGACUUACCUACCGAAGGUCACUCGAAUAUUAACGCCGUGAUCAAUUCAACUAAUCAAGUCUAUUACGGAAGUUCCACCAUUCAGUCUUCAAGUGAUUUGUUUGUUUAUUCAACUGCAGAAGUUACUAAUAGAUCAUUUCCUAUAGUGCAACCAUCCAGCUCGUUGCCUGUUCUAACAAACUCGUCAAAUAUGAUCCGUGUGUCCGUGGUUCCUAUUUAUACGCCAUGCUAUAUUUCAUACAUGGUUACAGUAUCACGUAUUGUGACACAUUCGUUUGUUGCUUCAACUGUUGACAUUGAAACAGGUGCAACUUCAUCCGUCCAACAACCGUCAUUUCCUUCUCAUUCAAAUGACCAAUCACAUGCAGGUAGCACACCGUUGCAGCCAACUCCUUCGACUAGAUUUUUCGCGCAGCACAGUUCUACAGAAAUGUUUUCAAAGUCUCCCACAGAAUCAUUGUCGCGCUUGCCAGGUCACGUAGAAUCUAGCAUGCAAACAAAGCAUGACGCUGCAAUGACUAAAAGCAACACUCGCUCUGCGACAAUGAAUAAGCCCAAUUAUACGCAAGCGCAUAAUUUUACUAAGAGUGACAAUUCAAUAUCAAACGUUGCAGUGUCAUCAUCUGUUUUACAUGAAUUGACUGUAAAUCGUAACUUGACUGCAGGUAUCCGAAAUCAUACAACGCUCUUGAUCGAUCAUUCACGAUCUACCUCGGUGCAGAAUUUUCCCGUCAAAAUAUCAAAAUCCCUCAACACUUUUCCUCUGCCUAAUAAGAGCACAUCCAUCGUGGACAAAUAUGUUAAUUUCAAUGUGUCCAUUACAACAACAACAACAACAACCGUCAUGAAUUUAACUUCUCCUAUUUUAAAUGUGAGGAUGUCUAGUAACGCGCCUGCUAAAUCAGAACUGGCUUAUACAAGCAUGAUAGAAAAUGCAACAACCCUUGGACACUCGGUUAGAUCUGGAAGUAACAGUGUGAACAAAUCUAGUCAUCAGAGUUCCAACAUAAGUUCAAGAAGCGUACUAAGACAAGAAACAUCUUUAGUCGCUACAACAACAAGCCCCUUAUUUACAAAACACAUUACAUUACAUCCAACGCAAUCUAGCUCCGUGCAGCUAGGAAUAGCUUUGUCGACUGUAUCUGCGAAACAAGUACACCAGACCGUCUCUCCGAUCGUCAACAUUUCAGAUGUACAAUCCUCUAUCAGCUUCUAUAAUUCGUCAUUCAGCAACCUUAGUCGAAAUGUUACAACGUCACAGGACGCCCAUGCAACCCCCUCUCUAAACCACAUGUUUAGUAAUAGAAGUAACCCGACUGUCACAGCUUACUUUAAUAGACAUGAUACUUCCGUUCCACUUUCAUACUCGCGUUUUUCAUUCAAUCUUACAAAUGUUCGAAUUUAUGGAACGACAUUGAGUACUUUGGCUACUGUGACCAAUCGUAGAACAACUGCCCAGAGCACUAGGACUGAAAACCGAAACCUACCGCAACCAACGCCUGUACUUUCGCGCACACCAAGUUUAAAUAAUUUAAGUGUAGUGCUGAGUUCAUCAAUACCCAUGCUAACAUCCAAAGAGUCAUUGUUAAACCAAAACACUUCUGCGAAAUCCACUUUGCGCAAUGUAUCAGGCUUCGUUAACUCAACGCUGAUACUAUUGUCGUCAUCGACUGAGUCUAAUAUGUCGAUAUUUUCUUACAAGCCAACAGUUGAGUCAACCUCUUCGUUAGACGUACCAAGUUUGUCAAAUCGGACAACUGUUGGUCUCAAUUCCAAUUCAGGUGGCAAUAAAACUAUGCUGGUUACGCCAAGUAUUCCUGUAGUGUCACGACAUACCAGAAAUGCCACUCAUGGGCAAAAUGUGUUACCAAUAGUAUCGGCAACAAUUUCCAAGGAAAAUAUCCAGUUCAUCUCGAUUGAAGUCAUCCGUGCCUCGUCUAUAUGGCCUACUGUGGUUCUAGCUACAGGAAGUAAUCUAAAUUCACAGUGGACGUCAUACAAAAAUGAUCAUACCUCGAAUUCUUUCCCCGAUAAAACAAUAUCAUAUUCGAGUUUUCAUGUAACACCGAGCAUAUCAUCGAGCGGUAAGCCAGAAACAAAUCCAUUGCGUCGCAAAAGAAGAGAACUGAGAAACUUAACCGUGAUGCAAGAUAACAUCGGGACGAACUCUACGAAAAAUGUGAUUAAAAACGCUACUACAACAUCUACAGUUAAUAUAUCCAUUCUAUUACUAAAUACUUCGUCAUGGAAGAUGAAGGAGGAGAGCGUUGAACUGCGGAGUACAGAAAGAUUUUUGCCAACGCAGACAGGAAGUCUUCACCAAACUGUUAAAACACGGUUUACACCAACGCCAGUAAUCAAUGCAUCAAAAGCAACUCCUAGUCCAGUACUCGUUACAACAUCCAGUCUUGAAAAACGGUUCAUGACAUCUAGUUGGAAUUUAUCAUUUUCCAGAUUAGCCAACGAAUCUAGGUCACUUACAAACGGUUAUAAUUCACUCAGUGUACCUAUUUUGAGUCCCAGUGUUGAAAUUGACCAUUCUGCGGCAUCUAUGGUGUCCCCGAAACGUACGAGUUCCGCCAUAACAAGUACCGUUCGUAAUUCAAGCUUAGUUGAAACUUUUCUGUCACCAAACAAUUCUUCGAUUGUUAGUUCAACAACCAACUCAGUAAAUGAAGAUCGCAGGUUGAUGACUGCUUCUGCUUCUCAACUUGCCUCCUCGCAAGGAAUGAAUACGGAACAGUACAACACGUCGAUCACAAAUGGUACAAAUUCAGAUAGAAACAGUCGCUUGUCCAAUCGUAGCAGUUUAAUAUUAUUAACACCAACCAUCACUCAAAAGCAACGCAUAAUGAUAACUCAGUCGACAUCAAUACACCAAUCUGUCGCCCUUACUCCAAGUAUUACCAUAUAUAAAAAGAGUGUUUCUAGCAACCUUAAAAUGUCAGCAAAACAGGCAGUCAUGAGUACAUCUUUAGACGUCGGUAUGAUUAGUAAUUCAUCUAUCAUCAACUACAGUUCGUUAAUAUCAACUGCAAAGUCUAUCUCCAGUCCUAACAUUACUUUGUCAAUGACACAGGGAAAGUACGAGAAAAAAGUAAAUGCAUCUGAAUCUACGUUGAACACAAGCAUGACUGCGUCUUUAAAUAUUGGUAGUGGUACUUAUCCACCCACGAUUCAAGACAGUUCAUAUAUCUCUACUACGCAGUACACUUCCAGUUCAAACCGUACGUCGUUCAGUUCACAACUGCGGCACGAGACUAAUAUUCAGGUCUCAAAAUCGUUGGUGAAUACAGGGAUACUCGAGUCCACGAUGAUGUCCCGUACACAAUUACUUGUAAAAUCCUUAUUAUACUCAUUGACUUAUGCUCGAAUGAACGUGACAACAACCAACAACACUAUUCGAACUGAGUCAAAUGUCACUGCUGUAAAAUCAACUAACUCGGUAUUUCCUCCAACGUCAAUUGAUGAUGAAAACUCCCGAAACACAUCACAAAUGCGAAUUUCGCACUCUUCUACCUCACUGCGCCUUGUUCUAGAAACAAGUGUUGGCAAUGAAUCGUUGGCCCUCAUGCCAUCUCCCGUGACAACGCUGCACACGUCUGUGACCGCAGAGAAAUUGUCUUUAUAUCAGUCCGAAAACAUGUACAGCGUCGUUAACUCAAGCCCCAGGAUGAUGUUAUCUUCUGCUGGAACUUUCAAGUUUAGCCAUCACUCCUUCAUAAGCGUUUCAAGUUCCCCAACAUCUUCAUUUCAUAACUCUUCAUCGGAUAACAUCAGAACAACUUCAUUGGUAAAAUCCACCUUGUCACGCGCUAUCACAAACGGACUAAUUCCGCAGUCGAGCGAAAAUGUCACCUCUUCCAUCUCACCUGCAAGUGUAUCUGCACAUUCGCAUAAUGUUACAUCUUUAAUCCAUGGAAACAUUUCAGAUGCUUCCUCCACCGUCUCAACCUCAUAUAUUUCUGUGACACAAAGCCCCUCUCCAUCAUUUUCCAUUAUUGGAAGCAAAGGGAUAACAGCCACACCAACUUUAUCCAAGGAAAGCUACAUUUCCUCUGCAGCUAUUUUGUCACAAAGUAGCUCCCUCACAACGACAGACGGAAAAGACCACUUUGUGGCAAACUCGUCUGUUACAUUACCAGGAGAAUCUAGCUCCAUAUUAUCACGUAUUUUAAGAACAGAAUCUCGAAGCAAAGUCAUUGUAAUAACAAGUGAAAAACAAUCUGGUGGAUACUAUUUAAUACCAACAUCGUCAUUGGGCCUAUGUUUAGUCAGUUACUCUACCAUAUUUGUAAAUAUUUCGGUUAAAACUCCAGUAACCCUAAACACCACCCCAGUUAACACGACUUCAAGUUUACAAACGCCGCUGUCUAUGCCCUCAUCUGGCGAGAUUAAUUCAACCAGAAUUUUCACAAGUUCUGUCGUACUUCGUUCCAAUGUUCGAACAUCGGGUGUCUUAAAGCCGUCGCUGGUUAGUAGUUUGGUUGUUAACAAGAGCAGUAUUUCAGUCAAUUAUUCUGGGGUGAUAUUGAGCACGUCUCCAUUCAAAACAUCUUAUUCAGGCAUGAAUACUACAAGCCUUGGACAAUAUUUGAGUAAAAGUGCUGGGAAUACUACCAUAUUUCAAUCAUCUACAAUGGCCUAUUCCAAACCAUUACCUAUCACAUCACAAACAGACAUUCCUGUAUUACCAUCGCCAACAUUGCCAAAGGCGACAGCGACAUAUACUUCUAAAACAUAUACUUCUAAAACAUAUACUGUUAUAAAUAUCUCACCAAAUAUGUCCUUAACAUCCAGUCUAUAUCAAAUCUCACCAACUGUGUCCUCCAUCGUACAGUCGUCAUCGGUAGCUACCACACAUACGCCAACUUCGACCGUAGAUGAAAAUUCAAUAUUAGUUAUUGCUUUAAAAGUACCUGAAAGUACUAAUGUAAGCACUAUCGCGUUUAAAGCAAUCUUGGAAGAAAAACUAUACCAAAUUUAUCAGAAAGGACUACUGGUUCAACGAAAAAGACGCAAACGAAGCACUCUUCCUGAUUCACGUGUUGAGGUAGGAUUACUUAUCAUUGGAUAUAAAUACCAGGAUUUGGGGCAUCUACACUCGAUAUAAUGAUGGGAAAUUUCGAGUGUGAAUUUUAUACAUUAAUUAUACCCAACAAGGAGCAGUUUCGAAAAUUGCAAUUAUAUAAGCCCUCUGGCAGGAAUCGAACCUUACUUGUUACUGCUACAUUUCUAAUAAUAUAGACAAAUUUACAAUUUGAAAUAAUGUCUAAAGUCAUAAUGACUUUAAAAUAAUGUCGAAAGUACACACUUUCAAAAGUUCGUUUUGUUUUAAUUCAAAUCUUGAUUUCAAGGUAUCAUUAUUCUUCGGAAUUUGUUUCUUUUUACAUCCAUUACAGUUUCGACAGUUCUUUCUCAUUUGAGAAAUCUGUUACCGCGAUUUAUUUUCCGGAGCUUUUGAUUGUUUUGUCUAUGUGGGUAUUCCUUGAAGACACAAUUUUUUUGCUUUAGGUUCAAAAUAUACAGAGAAAUGGGCAAGAAGUUGACGUUAAAUAUAUCGUCAUUGCAAGUAAUAGAACUUUAUUAGCCGAAGAUGCCGCUAAAAUCAUGGACGUUUUUACAGUUCAAAAAAUGAGUUCUAUAAUUGGCUAUGAAGUAAGUGAAUUGUUUUUUAGAAAAUAAUUUAGGAGCUGGUGAUAUCAAUUAAGACUAAUUUCCACUCCGGAAAAUAAGCAGCGGAUCGUACCGGAUCAGAGCUCUUUCCAAUCUGGUCCGCUGUGAUCCGGUACGAUCCAACAAGCGAUUUCCAGUAAAGGCUAAUUUCCACUCAGAAAAAUUAUCCGUGGAUUGGAACGGACAAGAAAAUUUUUCUUUGUCUUGUGAGGUCUGGAUUGGAACUACUGUAAUGACUUUAACACAAAGAAAAAUUUUCUUGUUUCAAUCCACGGAUAAUUUUCCUGAGUGGAAAUUAGCCUUAAAAGGACAAAUGGAAUGAUCGGAUCGGAAAAGGAAAAAUUGGAGCUCGUUCCAGUCUUACAUCCUCCAUUUUGUAAAUUUUGUACAGGUAUUUAAUUAUUUUCAUUUAUGUGAGAUAAUACGGCAUUUUGCUUGGUCACCAGGUGUAAUCCGCGGGACCGGACAAGCUGGCCAGCAACGUCGCCGGAUCAAUCGGAACACAAAAUUUCUACUGAUGGCGCAUGCGCGGAUUUUGUUUUGUUCCGAUCCAGUCCGAUCCGAUACUUAUUUUCCGUGGAAAUUAGUCUUUAGUCUGAAAUCACAACAAUUUAUUCUGACUGGUAGCUGCAUAUAAAUGUAUACAGGGAUGGAUUUACUGGGGGGGGGGGUGAGCCCUGGCCAGAGGGGGUGCAGGGGGGUGCUAUUUUUAAUGAUAAAGCAAAAAAUAUUAGAGACAAAAUGAGAUACAGUAAUUUGAGUAAUAACACGAUGAUAAGCGAACUGUGAACAACAAUUAUAAUUCAAAUACUGUAGUCAAGCAAGACUUUGCAGUAGUGAAGCAAGUUGAUGGGUGGGCGGCGCACAUGACCGACACAACUCGGCACCAGAGCUGGCAGAACACCCCCCCACACACCACCACCACCAGAUCAUGCUGGAUCCAUCCCUGAAUGUAUAUAAUCAGUAUCUUGAUAAUAGUUUAACUGUUUAGGUGCAUAUGACAAGAAUGUCAAGAUACUGCUUAUUGUUUUAAACUAGGCUUACAGUUUUUGUUAUAAAAUUGUUAAUUUCCCUAUAAUAAAACACUUAAAGUAUUAAGUCUCGACUUCAAUAUUGGGUCUAUGAAGAAUCCAAUAUUGGUCUUGGAAGAAUCCAAUAAGUUAUAACAUAUCCCUAUAUAUCUUAUAAGUAUUUAUAGCUUCCAGUUAUUUUGAUACAGACCUUCUUCCCUAGGUAUUGUCGCGUCCUAGACCAGUAAAAACGAUUGUUCCAGGAAGUCCCGUUCUUGCUAUGCUUGUCAAAACCACCAGCCAGAAUAAUCUUUCCAAUGCAGCAAUUAAGAAAGAAUUUGAAGUGGAGUUGGCCAGAUUUUACAGGAAUUCGGAAAAACUGCCAGUCACCAAAACAGUAAACGCAACAGUGAGUAUCGCAUGUUCCUUAAGGAAAAUCAAUAUAAUUUUACUUCACCAGAAGUACAUAAUGCAGAAUAUGAGUUGUUAACAAAUUUUAGUCGAUGCAAAAAGACCCAUUAAAUUACCUUGGUUUGGGCCCCAUUCAGCUAUGAGAUUUCUGUCCCUGCAAGAAGUGUGCAAUUCAUUGAGUUUUUUUUACAGUAUAGCAAAAUUAAAAGACCAGGCGAGGACAAUGAAAUAUCGGUAUGAUUGACUGCAUGUAACUUUUCUCUUAAGGUGGCUCCCUACAGUUAGUACAGUUUAAAUACGAUUUAUAUAGAUCAGACUUCAUCCUCGCGACCUGCGCGUGGAAUCGUCGUGUUUACUGUUCGGCAAAAAUAUUGAAACAAGCCGUGGGAAGUUUUUUGGCGUUUUUGUCUACAAAGAAAGCCCCAGUUUUUCAUUAUAAUCCUAUUUUUUGAAUUCGAACAGUACGUAUGUUAUUAACUAGUUUAACCUAUCUUUUAAUGUGUUUUUACGUAUUUACGUCCAGUAUUGUCUUUCAUAUUGCUCAAAAUUUUCAACUUGUUGUUUUGCGAGCUGUCAAACUGAAAUGAUACUGCCUUCUAUUAACUCUUGAACAGUAGUGAACUGUUGCCGAAACUUAUAUAAGUUCUGUCAAUCAAUUCAAUUUAAUUCAAUUCACAGGUAUUGUUUUAUCUGCUAAAUCAAAUAAAACAGUUAUGAGUUGUUUUAUAUGAAAAGUUAAACUUGUAGUUCGAUGUUUUGAAAAGUUUUCACACCGAUUUUAACAACAAAAACAAAUGUAAACUAACACUAGAUUUAAUACAAUGCCUAUAAUAGUGUUUUUUUAUUAGUAUUUUCAAGAUUAAUAUUUUCUUUUCAUAUCAAACAAGUCAGAAAUAUCUGUUUUCUUAUGUAUUGUAAGCCAAAAAGUUGAAAUCAUUGUAAGUCACACGCUACAAUUUACACGCAUGCGCAGAUCGUGCUCAUGUCGAGUCGAUUUUUUUUCAUGCUGGCCACGCCGAUUUUAGCGAUGAUUUUCUCGUGUUUUCUUCGGUGAAAUUUUUUUAAUCUUUGCAUUUUUGUUAUACAAGACAAGUGGUACAACAUAUCCAAAUUUUAAGAAAUUCUACAAAUAACUUUUUCUGUAACCGUCAUUCACGAAUAUCUCGAAAACUUAUUUGUAAAUUCCCUUUAAAUUUUGAUAUGUUUUUCCUUUAUGGACCAUAAAUCUUCAAUUUCAGAAAAAUUCACCGAAGGAAAAUAUAGAUAUUGUCAAUUUAUUGUGAAAUUAGACAAUAAAAGUGCAAAAGAUUAAACGUCAUGGUUGCCAUGGCAACACAAACACUGUUUUAAUUUGUUCAUAAAUGGACAGCACACAGCUUCUGAACUUUCCUGGAAAUGAUCAUAUUGCCUUGUCUUAAGUGUAUCUAAUAUAAAUUCGGUUCAAAGCGAACGAUACUCAAAAUACCUAGAAUUUUAGAGAACUGUAGGGAGCCACCUUAAUUCAAACUUACAUUAGCAUUAUUCACUCAAGGCAGUGUUUAGUCUGAGACUACGUGUAAAUCGAACCGUAGGGAUUUGUGCUUCCGUAUUGUCAUUCGUCUACAUCAUAACGUUUUGCGUUCUCCUUGUACUGGCUAGACAGUCCAAUAGAUCAUUCCUUUGUUUCGAGUCUACUGUUAGUAGUGCUAAAUAUAAUUUAUCACAUGCUUGUGCCUUUAUCAAGGCGAUUAUCGUUUUUUGUCACCGAUAUCGUUUUUUGUCACUGAUAUCGCUUUUUGUCCCAGUAUUUUAAAAACUUCUGGAUUGGCGCAAUGAUUAAUAUAAUGCUAAGACUCUUGCUGAUAAGACCAUUGUAUUUUCCGAACAUGAAGUAUUUAAAAUAUGCUAGUUGUCAUGGUAUCACGAUAAUUUUGUUAACAAUAUUCUUACAAAUGAAAAAUCCCCUAAAAAUAUCAGUGUUAAUUACAAAAUAAUCAAUUCCCAAAAAAACAUAUGCUGCAUACAGCUAUUUCAGUUGUCCACGAGCAAAGCGGUAUAGUCGAAUACGAGCGCGAAAGGCUGCUGGGAAUGGCUUUGAAAAUUCAUUAAUUUGUAAGCGAUUCCCAGCAGCCUUUCGCGCUCGUAUUCGACUUUUCCGCUUUGCUCGUGGACAAUCUUAAUUGAAAUAGCUGUAUGUUAGGUAUGUUAUUAUAUAAAAUUUUUAAACAAAAAAGAGUACUACUUGUUUGAAUGCGAGAAUUUGAAAUCAUUUUAUUUCAAACUCAAAGUUUUUCGAUAAAGGCAAUUUAGUUUUAUAAAGAACAUUUUAAAACAUCUUGCGAAGCGUUUGAGGUUGAAUUUUACCUUAAAUUGAAGCUUAUACAACGGUAGAAUAAAACGGGGUAAUCAAUAAAGGAACACUGAAAUUAUAUGCUGUCUUUUUUUCAACUAAAAUAUACAUUAUUCCGCAACGAUCAGCUUUUAAAGCAAUUAUAAAGCCAACAAUACAUCAAUAUUUAAAAUAAAACCUACCUUCGUUAACGUCGAUGCCUUUACUCCCUUCUUCUAGCAAUUCUUUCGCGUUUAUUUUCUUAAAAAAAGCUUUUGAAAUUUACAAAUCUUGCAAAAAUGAAAUCUAUUUGCAAGAAAUCAUCAAAUCAAAAAAUGUUUGCUAUUUCGCUGUCGUCAUGCAGUCGUUAUAAUUCAAAUUUUAAGUUUGACCAAUCAGUGUUCGCUAUUCAUGACAGUCCGCCAUAUUUUUGAGAUCUGUGAGGAUGACCACCCGCCCAACACGCACGGUCACCCACACUCGCGAUCAUCCACUUCAGACUUCGCUAAUGCUUUCGUUUUCCCGGGUCUAAAUAGCCUGGCAGAAUUAUUUAGUACCCUCGCCCAGGCUUAUGCCCGGAACGGCGCUCCGCACCGUGGGCUCGGGGAUUAACUUUUUUGAUAAAAGCACGAGCAUAUAAUAAACCGGUGCGCUCACUCGUGACAUUUAUGAUAUCGUCCCUCAAGCGAUAAGACUGACAGCGCCUGGACCCUCAUGUAUAUCUUCACCUAUACUACAUAUAAAUAUACCUCGAAUUCAAAGUGUCCAAUCGAAGUUUGCAAUUGUGUCACGUGAGCAUGAAAUCUAUCUUCAAAUCACACCAGUACUUCAUCGUAUUUGACGUAACCGGGUGAUUUCAAUCAUCAGUAUCACAUGGCGAUAAUUUGAUUAUAUCACCCAGGUGAUACGAUUCGCACAAAAAUACAAAAUAUACUAAGGAGUGAUGAUUCCUGUUUCAGAAAAAUUGUCACUGCGUGCUCAAUUUUUUAGUUACGUUCCUCAAAUUUGGUACAUGCAAUAAUAAAUAACUGUAAAAGCUACUGUUUUAACCAAAAUUCACCACCUUUUAACCUGUAGUCGCAAUGAGACGUCUUUUGUAAAAAAUAGCACCUCUUGCGCCACGAGAUUUAACGACAGACCGUUUAACUCAGGAGCUCGAUCCCAAAAUAUCAUAUUGCUCAUCUCAAAUGUCCAAAGAAGAAAAGUGUGUUCGCAUUUUUUGACAGCUAUUGUAUUCGCUUUGAUAUAAAGCAGACAACUUGACUUAUCUUGCACGGGUAUAAUCGGUUGAAGAGAUGCUUCUAAAUUGAAAAAAAUGUUCGCGCAAAGCUAUUCAGUGGUCGCAUUUCCCCCUAUAUCGAUAUCUCGGUCGCUUUUUAACAUUUUCUUCAAAAAGUUGCUGGAAUUGAGAGAUAUAUCAUUACUUAAUAUGAAUAUAUAAAAAAAUUCACAAAAUCAGAGUUUCGUCAUAUAAUGUACAGGGGCGACGCUAUACAGGGGGUGUGGGGGGUGGAACAUCCCCUCCCCCCACUCGUCAGCAAAUCGGCAAGUUGUUAUCGCAGUCGGCAAAACUGGAUUGGCUAAAGAUAACCACUGAAGAAACCAAAAUUGACUUCCUAAAUAAUUGAAUUCAAACCGAAUAUCACGAAUAGCUAUUCGCAGGCUAGAAUAGCAUGCAUCAAAGAAACCAUACAUGCAGCAAUGCAAAUUCUUUCGAAUACAGUAUCUUCACUUCUUUCAGUCCAAAAACAUAAUAUUAUUGAAAUCAUAAUUAUUAGGUCAUUGUUGUUGUUGUUGUUGUUGUUGUUGUUGUUGUUGUUGUUGUUGUUGUUGUUUUUGUUGUUGCUUAUUACUGUUCUAUAAAAGAGGCAAUAAAGUCGGUUUUCCACUAGCGCAUUUCCUCGUGCGAAGCGACCGUUUUCCUUUGUCGGUAUCACUUAUUACGUCAGCAAGGCGUGGCAAAAUGGAUGCCGACAAAGGAAAAAGGUCGCUUUGCGCGGGCUUAAAACCGGCUUACUAGAGGGUAAUGAAGCGCAUUUAAACAUGCACAUUUACAAUAGGUUAAUGACUCGGCAAAAUUACGAAACAGUCGGCAAAAGAUCACUCACACACCCCCACUCGAAGAGGGUUAGCGCUGCCCCUGAGAAUGUAACCUUAAAAAAAUUAAAAAUCUAUAAAAUAUGUAGAAUUUGAUUGUGUAUAAUUAUAUACCUCUCUCUGUACUUUAGAUCACUAAAAUAUUUCAUGAUCCACUUGGAAGAACAUAUAUUGAAUUUAUAAUCACUGUGGAUAAUGUUGCAGUUGACCGUACAACAGUUAUGAAAUCCUUUGCUUCUGGCGCUAUUCUGUCGUCAAAGGGUUUGAAUCAAAUG